Messenger RNA from Maudiozyma saulgeensis, 2322 nucleotides. NCBI's taxonomy places the organism in Eukaryota, Fungi, Ascomycota, Saccharomycetes, Saccharomycetales, Saccharomycetaceae. The record is from the annotation of a GenBank genome assembly.
AUGGCGCUAUUGUCGAGGAAUCUAGGUUUACUACAGAUGCGUAACGCGCUACCUAGCGCUUCAAGGUUCUUACGACAUCAGGAAGCCUUGAUGGUAUCUUCGAAGUUCAGAGGUAAUACAUACACUCAUAGAUCAUUUCACUUUUCUUGUAAACAGAUGUCUGAAUAUGAGCAGGAGAAAGUUAUAAUCGAUGAGAUCAACAAGACUCUAACUCCGGAGGAUGUUGAUCAUGCAAGAAAGUUAAGAAAUAUCGGUAUAUCCGCACAUAUUGACUCAGGUAAGACUACUUUCACUGAGCGUGUGUUAUACUAUACAGGUAAAAUCAAGGCUAUUCAUGAGGUGAGAGGUCGUGAUAAUGUCGGUGCAAAAAUGGAUUCUAUGGAUUUAGAAAGAGAAAAAGGUAUCACUAUCCAAUCUGCUGCUACUUACUGUUCCUGGGAUAAAGAUAAUGAAAAUUACCAAUUUAAUUUAAUCGAUACACCCGGUCACAUUGACUUUACUAUUGAAGUCGAGCGUGCUUUAAGAGUAUUGGAUGGUGCUGUGUUAGUUGUUUGUGCAGUCUCUGGUGUUCAAUCCCAAACUGUUACCGUGGAUAAUCAAAUGCGUAGAUAUAACGUACCAAGAGUUACAUUUAUUAAUAAAAUGGAUCGUAUGGGUGCUGAUCCAUUCCGUGCUAUUGAACAAUUAAACUUAAAGUUGAAGAUUCCUGCUGCUGCUGUCCAGAUCCCCAUUGGUAGCGAGAGUGAGUUGAAGGGUAUCGUCGAUUUAAUUAAUAAUGAGGCUGUAUUCAGUGAGGGUUCCAAUGGUGAAAUAUUGAGAAAAGCACCAAUUCCAACUGACCUAGCACAAUUGGCUUCGGAAAAGAGAAAGUUACUGAUUGAAACAUUAGCUGAUGUUGAUGACGAAAUGGCAGAAAUUUUCCUAGAAGAAAAAGAACCAACAGUAGAAGAGAUCAAGGGUGCUAUUCGUAGAGCCACAAUUGCUAGAAAGUUUUCUCCUGUGUUAAUGGGUUCUGCUUUGGCCAAUACUGGUAUUCAACCCGUUCUAGAUGCUAUUGUUGACUAUUUGCCAAAUCCAUCUGAAGUUUUAAACACUGCCCUAGACAUUGCUCAUGAGGAGAAAAAAGUUGAUUUAAUUCCAUCUACACACCAACCAUUUGUUGGGUUGGCAUUUAAAUUGGAAGAAGGUAAGUAUGGCCAGUUAACUUAUAUUCGUGUUUACCAAGGUCGUCUAAGAAAGGGUUCGUUUAUUACAAAUAUUCAAAAUGGUAAGAAGGUUAAGGUAUCAAGACUAGUGAGAAUGCAUUCUGAGGAAAUGGAAGACGUCGACGAAGUAGGUUCUGGUGAAAUUUGUGCUACAUUUGGUAUUGAUUGUGCAUCUGGUAAUACCUUCACUGACGGUACUGUCCAAUAUUCUAUGUCUUCCAUGUACGUUCCUGAUUCUGUCGUUUCUUUGUCUAUAAGUCCAAAGGGUAAGGAUUCUACAAACUUUUCCAAGGCUCUGAAUCGUUUUCAAAAGGAAGAUCCUACAUUUAAGGUUAAGUUUGAUCCAGAAUCUAAGGAAACUAUUAUCUCUGGUAUGGGUGAAUUACACUUAGAGAUUUAUGUUGAAAGAAUGAAACGUGAAUAUAAUGUUGAAUGUGUAACAGGUAAACCUCAAGUAUCCUACAGGGAAUCCAUCUUAUCAUCUGCUGACUUUGACUACACGCAUAAGAAACAAUCAGGUGGUGCUGGUCAAUUUGCGAGGGUUAUGGGUAACUUAACUCCUGUAGAAGGUGAUAAGAAGGCCAACCUUUUCGAAACUGCCAUUGUCGGUGGUGCUAUUCCUGAAAAGUUUUUGGCAGCCUGUAAUAAAGGUUUUGAUGAGGCCUGCGAGAAGGGUCCUCUGAUCGGUCAUAAAGUAUUAAAUGUGAAAAUGUUGAUAAACGAUGGUGCCAUCCAUUCUGUGGACUCUAACGAAUUAGCUUUCAAGACUGCCACAAUUACUGCCUUCCGUAAUGCUUUCCUAAAAUCUCAACCUGUUAUUUUAGAACCUAUCAUGAAUGUUUCUGUAACAUCUCCAAAUGAAUUCCAAGGGAAUGUAAUUAGUUUACUAAACAAAUUACAAGCCGUUAUCCAGGAUACAGAAAACAACCACGAUGAAUUUACAUUGAAAGCAGAAUGUCCAUUAAGUUCAAUGUUUGGAUUUGUUACUUCGUUAAGAGCAUCUACCCAAGGUAAAGGUGAAUUCUCGUUGGAAUUUAGCCAUUAUGCACCAACUCUUCCAAAUGUACAAAAAGAAUUAAUCGCAGAAUAUAAAAAACAACAAACCAGCAAAAACUAA